This is a messenger RNA of Suillus fuscotomentosus, 2495 nucleotides long. RefSeq names its product glycoside hydrolase family 55 protein. The transcript has 18 exons. Gene Ontology annotation, molecular function: polygalacturonase activity. Bases 1 to 2370 code for a protein of 789 amino acids. The record is from RefSeq and is a predicted model, not a curated record. Lineage: Eukaryota; Fungi; Basidiomycota; Agaricomycetes; Boletales; Suillaceae.
AUGGUGUUCGCAAGCUUACUUUUGCUAGCCCUUGGCGCGAUCGUGAGCCAGACCACCCAUGUCGCCGCAUUGGGAUCAGCAUGUGGUGUGCCUCUCACUACAGGAAAUGCAUUGUGGGGAGAACCUUACUGGCUCGAAAACAUUCACCAUCAGGGUGUAGCACCGUUUGCACCUAAUGCGACGAAGUACAAAGUGUUUCGAAACGUGAAGGAUUAUGGAGCUGCGGGCGAUGGUGUGCAUGAUGACACUGCUGCCAUUAAUGCCGCGAUCUCCACCGGUAGCAGAUGUGGUAACUUGACUUGCGGUUCAUCAACAACCACUCCGGCAGUAGUCUACUUCCCAGCAGGAACCUACCUGGUGUCUACUCCACUCCAAGCAUAUUAUUACACAGUCAUGGUGGGCGACGCAAGAACACCUCCGACGUUGCUUGCCAGUGCUAACUUCACGGGACUAGCUGUAAUUGAUGCCGACCCGUACACCAACAAUCAGAAUUGGUAUAUCAACCAAGACAGCUUCUACCGGUCGGCGCGUAAUUUCAUUAUCGACCUCACACGAAUGCCUGCGAAUGCCUCGGCCACUGGUAUCCACUGGGAAGUAUCACAGUCGACGUCGCUGGUCAACGUUGUAGUCAACAUGUCUACCGAACCUGGAAACAAUCACCAGGGCAUAUAUAUGGAAGUUGGAAGUGGUGGCUUUAUGGGAGAUCUCGUAUUCAACGGUGGAAAGUAUGGUAUCUGGGUCGGAAACCAACAGUUUACCGUGCGUAAUCUCACUGUCAACAAUGCAAACACAGCUGUGUUUGGAUCGUGGAACUGGGGAUGGACUUACCAACGCGUCAUAAUUAAUGACUGUCAAAUCGGCUUCAAUCUUUCGGGUGGCGGGAAUGGAGGAGAGGCUAUUAUUGACGCAGUGAUCACAAACACUCCUGUCUUCAUCAAGACCCCCACGCCGACAAAUGUCUCCGUUGCAGGAUCCCUCGUAUUGAAUAACAUCCAACUCAAUAACGUGUCCACCGCUGUCAUGGAAAACGGAACUACUAUCCUUGCUGGUGGAACAAGGACCAUUGAAUCGUGGGGCAAGGGUAACAUUUAUACAGGGACGCACCCGAACGGAACGUUCACACAGGGCAAGAUACACUCCGCGCAUAAGGACUCGGUCCUUUUGGACCACAAUGGCUUCAUUGUCAGCAAAGGACAUCCCAUGUAUGCUGACUAUUCAGUCGAUCAGUUCAAGAGCGUCAGGUCAUUGGGAGCCGUUGGAGAUGGGAUGGCGGAUGACACUGAAGCUAUUAAAGCUGCGCUCGCAAAGUACGCUGGAUGCUACAUUAUAUAUUUCGAUGCUGGCAUCUAUAAGGUUACUUCAACUAUACAUGUUCCGGCAGGAACACGAAUUGUUGGAGAGGCUUGGACCCAGAUUAUGGGCGCCGGCCUUAAUUUCAAUAAUCAGGAAGACCCCAACGUUGUUGUACAAGUCGGUACACCUGGCUCGCAGGGAAUUACAGAGAUUACAGAUAUGGUGUUCACGACGCAAGGACCAGCUGCAGGCGCCAUUGUCGUGGAGUGGAACGUCCGCGAUCCCCCUGGUCUCCAAGGAGCUGCAGGAAUGUGGGAUUCGCACAUCCGGCUCGGGGGAGGCAAGUUUGAAGUUUUAUCGCAUGCGGACAUUGAUUUAUUACUCUUUAUUCUAGCUAAUGGGACCCACCUCCAAGACGCAGAGUGCCCCGCGGGGUCCUUUAAUCUCGAAUGUUUUGCAGCUUUCCUUGGUUUACACAUCACAUAUGGUGCAUCAGCUUACCUUGAGGGAACAUGGGUUUGGCUGGCGGAUCACGAUCUCGACGGCUCUGACCAGUUAACCUUGUUCAGCGGAAGAGGAAUUUUGUCUCACUCUCAGGGUCCUGUCUGGAUGAUUGGUACAUCGGAACAUCAUAUACUCUACCAGUAUAGUUUAGUUGGGGCGAAAAACCAUUACAUGGGUCUAAUCCAGACUGAGACGCCUUACUUCCAACCUGAUCCUGCACCGCCAGGGCCAUUUGAUAUUUCAAAUGUUUACGAUGAUCCGACAUUUGCAAAUGACACAACUAUGGCUUGGGGUCUCUGGGUGCAAUCAUCCACUGAUAUCAUCGUGUUUGGUGCCGGUCACUACAGUUUCUUCCAGAACUACAGCGCGACAUGUGAGGGUAACACUACAUGCCAAACACAGAUUGUCAACGUGGACUGGGCCUCUUCCGUCAGCAUCUACAGUUUGGCAACCGUGGGGACAACAUACCAGAUUAGCAUCGAAGAGAACGGGAUCAUUUAUUUCGCGAACGACUCGGAAGGCUUUUCGUCCACCGUGACGCUAUGGAGCCCUGCACCGGCUAUCUACCCAUAAAAUUUAUAUCCUAUAGACUCUAUACGCCCCCUGUUUAUUUCCCCGACCACGAUUAGUGGAAGAGAUUUCUUAUAAACGUACAUUUCUCUGCAAACGCGUAUGUGCAAACUUAUUUCUUCAAUGCC